GACAGAGUUUUCCCAUGAACCCUGGGCAAAAUGCUAGUCGGUUCAAAACAUGCAAAAGACGGUGACUAUCACAUGUAUAUCUGAUGCAGCUGACAUCAUCAUUCGCGGUCUCGCUGGCUCUCUUAAUGCAGCCAAGCUGCAUCACCUGUUAUGGUGCCGUCGAUCCGUUAGUGCCGCGGAGUGAAACGACUGUCUAGGCUUGAUCCCUAUACUACGUAUAUAACAGUUGUCGUACAUCAGUAGUCUUGAAGCAGAACAGAUAUACUACACGUAUGGCGCCAACUGCGACUGGGAACGCAAGUCUUGACCAGAAACCUGCCGAUGACGGCGGCCUUAGUCCAGCCAUCUGGUUCUUAGUUGCCGUGGUCCUGAUCUUCUUCGUCUUGAAUGUCAUCCGGAUCUUCUACAACAAGAGGCGACGCCAGAUCAGGAGUCCUCCGAGGAAUCAGGAAGAGUGCACCCAAACACGACCAGGCGACCUUAUUGGACGUGUUCAGCAAGCUCAUGUAGAGCGCAGAGUCAAGACAGGGAGGAUUCGUAUCAAAGAGCUGGACAAGGUUGCACCACCCCUCACGUUUGGAAUGUGGAAAACACUUCCACGAUCAGAGAACACUUCCGUCGACGAAAGGCUUUCGGCUCACCAAGAAGAAUCCUCGAGUAUACAACCCAGCCACGCGGACUGCUCAUGUCCGGCAGCGGUUCUCGUUCCUACCGAGAAGUCGGCAAUCCUCUGCGCGCCGAUCUCAGUGGCGGGCAUGGAUUCGAUCCCCACCAAGCCUCCAUACUUUGAAAAGGAUGAGGGAGGUGGUUGUGAGGGCUACCCUCUCUGCGUCAUUUGUCACGAUUCCGUGGAAGAUGACGCCCAGAUUCGCCAAUUGCAAUGUUGCCAUCUGUUUCAUGCCGACUGCAUUGAGAAAUGGCUCACCACCUGUCGAGGUUUCUGUCCUACAUGCAAACGCCCGGUCGGGAUCUCUGCAGUGACGAGCUAGUCCAGGACAUAGCGCAGGUUUAGCAGACGACCUGUGUCACUACAGAAUUCAGGAGGUCUCUGGCCUUCAGCAACAACAACAACAGCAGCAGCAGCAGCGGAAGCUACAAGAGCCUGGCAAGCAGCGCUGCUCAUGCUUGACAAGAAUAAGGCUAGGGCGUCAUCCGGCACUUAUUUCUCGGUUCAUUCCGCAGACGGUACCAACUGGGAUCAGUCGACACUUGCACCCAGAUCGAUGCCCUCAACAUGGAUGGAUGCGUAUGCGUUGGAAGAUGCCGACCUCGUCGAAGGUUUUGAGCAGCCCAGCUCUGCUCACCCAUGAUUGAUGUGGAACAUGAGAGGUUCUGCGAAAUCUCCUACCGUGCUCCCCGUCUUUCCCAUCAAGCGGAGUUCCUGUUUGCAUGAGUAGCGGACUCAGUGAUUCCUCCACAUCGCCAGGAAACCUUGAAUCAUCUUCUCGAUCUGCGGGAAGCAAGAUGUCGUCCCCUGUGAUUGGACUGAGUGGAAUUGUCACCGGCGCCGCCUCUGGUAUGAUGCAAGCCUGGCCACCUCUUGAAUGAGUGUCACCCAGUGCCCCGGGGUUCAGUCUUGCGUUCGCAAGAUUACUUGCUUUCAAAGGCCCGAAUGUUGUUGAACCCAGCAUUCAAGAGGUCGUUGUGACUAGGGUCCUGGCGAACCCAGGUUGAAAGCAUUCAUAUUAGCGUGAUAAGGUGACUCUUCCCUCUAAACGAGGCCAAACGUGUCGUUGAAUUCUUGGUCUUCACGUUGUAGCAAGCGGAUGAAAAUGUCCGAGACCUUCGAAGCCAUUCUCCAGACUUUCAGCCGCUUCGUCAUGUCAAUGCACAAGGAGAGAAUCCGUCGUGGAGCGUCCGGGGAGCGCACGUCUCCAACACCCUCGAGAUAGGUUCUACCACCACUCUCAAUCCAAUUUCUUAUAGCUUCUCGAGCCUCGGGUCGACUGCAGAAGGGGGGUUCGUCAAGUUGCACCCGUGUGCUGCUUUGAUCGUCAUUUGUCUCCGGAUUGAAGUACUUUAGGAACGCCCACAAUGAAAUUCCAGCAAGAAACACUGAUAGCGGCUCGUGUGGCGAAUUGAAAGGGUGCCGGCGCUGUAGGUAAAAUACUUGAGAUGCAUGCCACAU
This is a messenger RNA of Exophiala xenobiotica, 2128 nucleotides long. RefSeq lists its product as uncharacterized. The record is from RefSeq and is a predicted model, not a curated record. The transcript has 2 exons. Bases 273 to 989 code for a protein of 238 amino acids. NCBI's taxonomy places the organism in Eukaryota, Fungi, Ascomycota, Eurotiomycetes, Chaetothyriales, Herpotrichiellaceae.